AUGUCCGGCCUCACAGACGCCCAAGUGGCCUUCUUCCACGAAAACGGCUACCUUGUCAUCCCAGACUACCUCAGUCCAACAGAAAUAACCUCUGUCCUAACCGAAGCCGACACCCUCCUCAACAACUUCGACCUAGACACCCACCCCCUCACCCAAUUCACCACCGGUGAUGAUGAUACAACCGACCACGUAGGCGACGACUACUUCCUUAACUCCGGCGACAAAAUCCGCUUCUUCUUCGAGACAGAUGCCUUCAGCAAGGAACCCGACCCAGUCACGGGCCGCGCAGCCCUCCUCAAACCCAAGAACCUAGCUGUGAACAAAAUCGGCCAUUCACUCCACACCCUCUCCCCGGCAUUCAAGUCGAUCUCUCUGAACGAGCGCAACGCAUCCAUCGCACGCUCACUGGGCUUCGUCGAUCCCCGCGUUCUGCAAAGCAUGCUCAUCUGCAAACAGCCCUCUAUCGGCGGUGCAGUUCCCUCGCACCAGGAUUCAGAGUUUCUGUACACGGACCCGCCCUCUGCAGUGGGGUGGUGGUAUGCGCUGCAGGAUGCGGGACCGGGUAAUGGAACACUGGCUAUGAGCAAGGGAUCGCACAAGGGUGCGAAUGGAGGACAUAUUAAGAGGCGGUUUGUGCGGAAGACGACUGGGUCUGGAACGGAGUUUAUUGAGAAUGAGGGACCUGCUUUGCCGAAGGGGAUGGAGGAGGAGAAGGUCUCUGAGCCUUCGGAGUUCGAGGUUUUGGAGAUUAAGGCUGGUUCUUUGGUGCUUAUUCAUGGGAAUGUGCUGCAUAAGAGUGAGAAGAACACUAGUGCGCGGAGUCGGUACGCGUAUACCUUCCAUGUUAUUGAGGGGGCAGAGGGGUGGAAGUAUGAUGAGCGGAAUUGGUUGCAGCCGCCGGAAGGUGGGUUUUCGAAGCUGUAUCAGUGA
Penicillium odoratum is the source of this 930-nucleotide messenger RNA. RefSeq names its product phytanoyl-CoA dioxygenase family protein. Lineage: Eukaryota; Fungi; Ascomycota; Eurotiomycetes; Eurotiales; Aspergillaceae. The transcript has a single exon. Bases 1 to 930 code for a protein of 309 amino acids. The record is from RefSeq and is a predicted model, not a curated record.